Molecule: messenger RNA, 1940 nt
Organism: Styela clava
Lineage: Eukaryota; Metazoa; Chordata; Ascidiacea; Stolidobranchia; Styelidae
Source: RefSeq, a predicted model, not a curated record
AUGAACUGUAGUUUUGCAAUGGGCUUAGGCCUUGCAUGUAGACUAGGAAGUUGAUACAGUAUAUUUCCCAGUAGGUGGAUUUCCGUCAAACUCUGAAUGGUGGAAUAAAAUACAUAGAUAAAUAAGCGAGAAGACGGUACACUGUUGGUAUGCGAAUUUUUUCUAUUUAAAUUCACCAGGAAAUGUUGUGAUUACCGGUCCGCCCACGAAAAGCUAUAACAAGAGACUUAAAACAAAAACACUUUAUGAAGCGAAACAGCAACCCCUACAGUCAUAAGACAACAUACCUGGCUAUUGCACCAUAAAGCAGCUAUAGAGUAUGAAAUAGGUUUGUAAGAAGAUGUGGAAGUAGUGGCAUCCAGAAUAAAUUGGCUGAAGUUUCGAGGGCUUAUCCAAACAAUAAAUCAGCCUAUUGCAUAGCAAUGAAUAAACUUCGAAAAAUGGACAAUAUUUACUUGUUUAUUUCAGUGAUCUCAGUUCUCUGCAAUUGUCUGGGUGAAGCAGCAGUAUGCACUGACUUCCCUAAUGUAAUACUUGGAACAGAGAGUAAGAAUAUCACAUAUGGACCAAGUAAUGAACACAACUGCAACUGUGAUUGGACAAUACCAACAAGUAUGAACACAGAUCAUGAAACUGCAGUUGUUCUGUUGUUACAAAAUGUUUCGCUUCCAAUGACAACAGAUAGUAUCAUCAGUACGGCAGACUGCUCCGGAAAAAUCAGAUUCCCAGGUAAGGAGGCUAUUUACUCAGAUGAAGCCAUUGCAAAUCAGAAAAAAGGGCAGUUAAGUAAAAAAAAUAUUAUAUUUCAUGCAGGCACUGAUGAACACAAAUGUGAAUUUAAGAGCAACUACUGUCUUGUAUUUGCAACUUUAUCAACCAUUUGCAACAUCAGCAAAAUCAGAGAGAAAAUUCCAGUUGCAAAUCACACCUGUGAUUCAAUCACUCCAUGGAAUAAAGCUGGAGAAGGCCCAUACAAGAUACUAUAUUUUGCAGGAAACUUUGCUGGUUACACAAAAUACUUCACAAUACAAUAUCUUGUAAUAGAUUGUAGACCAACAACCACGCUUGCACUUGCCACAAUCAAUGAGCAGACAUCGACUUAUCAGACAGCUACAUCAUUAUAUGGGAAGCAGUAUUCUGACCCAGCCAUUGAAUCAACCAGGACAUCAAACAACAUCCAUUGCCCAACUGAAAACACAAAAAUCAAGAAUCCCCAAACAGCACUGAUCAUUGCUAUUCCAGUAUCAGGAAUUGUGGGUUUGAUUGCUGGAGCUUUGUUAAUGUUCAUUAUAUUAAGGUAUCGCAACAACAACAACAAGUCAAAGAACAAAGAUUCAAUGGAAAUGGGAAGCAUUCAACAUCAGCAGCUAACUGUCCAUGAACGAACACCCCAUGAAAACUACACACCAACAUCAGAUGAAAGUGGAUAUGAAGUUCCGAUUCAAGUUGAUAACAAGAAUGAACAACAAUAUGAGAUUAUAACAAGUGGAAAGGAGUAUCAAUAUGAAAAUGCCUAAAUUAAAAUUGUGUGACUCACAGUCAUACCAGUUUUGAUAAUACUGAUGAUUUUGUAUUUAGAUCAAAAAAGCUGAUUUUUUAAUUCAUUAACUACAAAUAACUUAGGGAUUUUUACAUUUUUUCAACAAAUAUUACAUAUUUUAACUUGUUUCAAUAUUUUCCUUUAUGUAGAAAACGAAGACAUGCUCCAUACAAAUUAGCAAUCAUAUCUGUUAUUGUGUUCUACAACUAUCAACGUGAAACAAAGGAGGCCUAUUUCCUACUGUGCGUAAAAUUUUCUCAGAUAUGAUUUUUAUCAUUAUUUAACCGUUAUUAAGAUUAAAACUGGCGUCUCAAUAAAUUUCCACCAUCAAGAAAAGGAUCCCAUGCUGUUAGGAAAGUUGGAGCCAGCUGUUGAUGUUAGAGUUUAUCAUGCUUUAUUA